CACCAUCUUUCUUUUCGGGAACGUCGUGCAGCACGUGCGUGAUGGAAUCCCAGUAACAUUAGCAAUAUUCUUCAUAUAUUUGUUGUCACCCAAGUGAAAAAUCAUCUGCAAAAAUGGCUCUGUAUAAUUUCAAAAAGAUCGCCGUUGUCCCGACAGCCAAGGACUUCAUCGAUAUCAUCUUGUCCAAGACUCAGCGCAAGACACCAACCGUCAUACACAAAAACUACAAAAUAUCAAGAAUCCGUGCAUUUUAUACUCGCAAGGUGAAAUUCACCCAGCAAAAUUUCCACGAUCGCAUGAGCCAAAUUAUCCAAGAGUUUCCAAAACUCGACGAUGUUCAUCCCUUCUAUGCCGAUCUCAUGAACGUUUUGUAUGACAAAGAUCAUUACAAACUGGCUCUGGGACAGAUUAACACUGCUCGCCACUUGAUCGACAACGUUGCAAAAGACUAUGUGCGUCUUCUAAAGUAUGGAGACUCUCUGUAUCGUUGUAAACAACUGAAGAAAGCUGCGCUGGGUCGGAUGGCUACCAUAAUGAAAAGACAGGCUGCAAAUUUAACUUACCUAGAACAGGUUCGGCAGCACUUAGCUCGAUUGCCGAGCAUUGAUCCAUAUACUCGCACGAUCAUCAUUUGCGGUUUUCCCAAUGUUGGCAAAAGUAGCUUCAUAAACAAGAUCACUCGAGCGGACGUCGAGGUGCAGCCUUACGCAUUUACGACAAAAUCACUGUACGUUGGACACACAGAUUAUAAGUAUUUGCGCUGGCAAGUCGUAGACACACCCGGAAUUUUAGAUCACCCAUUAGAGGAGAGAAAUGUUAUAGAAAUGCAGGCUGUCACAGCGCUUGCACAUUUACGUGCUGCAGUUUUGUAUUUUGUUGAUAUAUCUGAGCAGUGCGGCCAUUCGUUAGAGGAACAGGUAAAGCUUUUCGAGUCCAUCAAACCUUUGUUCACAAACAAGCCACUGAUGAUCGUUCUGAAUAAAGUUGACGUUCUUCGACUGGAGGAGCUGCCGGAAGACAAACGUGAAACUCUAAAGCCUUUCGAGGACGAUCCUGACCUUCCGGUAAUUGAAAUGAGCACAAUUACUGACUACGGGGUCAUGGAAGUCAAGACUCAAGCCUGCGAUCGGCUGUUGGCUCACAGAGUCGAGCUCAAAAUGAGAACGAAGAAGAUGGAAUCUGUCCUGAAUCGAUUACAUGUAGCUCAGCCAACUGCCAGAGACCAAAAAGCGAGGCCACCCUGCAUUCCGGAAAAUAUUCUCAAAAAGAAAGAAUUGGCAGCUGCAAAGACCGAAAGAAAGAGGAAACUGGAGCGUGAGAUCGAGGAGGAAAUGGGCGACGAUUACGUAUUGGACUUGAAGAAAAAUUACGACAUUGAAGGGGACCAAAAGUACGACAUUAUUCCGGAGUUCUGGGAAGGCCACAACGUAGCGGACUACAUAGACCCCGACAUUUUCGAGAAAUUGAACGCUCUGGAGCAAGAAGAAAACCUGCGGGAGGAGGCAGGCAUUUACGAUGCUAAGAUUCCGGAAUUGAGUGAAACUAUGCGAGAGAUUCGCGACUUGGCAAAACAAAUUCGGGACCGCAAAGCCAUCAUGAAAGACGAAGCACGAAUCGCAAAGGCCUCUACUAAGCCUGUUAUGCCUCGCACAGCUGGCUCAAAAGUGCGAGAUCGUUCCGUCACCAAGCUCCGUGAUCAAAUGGAAGACCUGGGUGUUGAUAUGGAGGGCACAGAAAAUGCGAACUUCACCAGGACCAGAAAGAGAUCUAGAUCGCAAUCGCAGCCUGCCACUAAAAGGAUGCGACUUCAAUCCGAGUCCCAGUCUAGAGCGCGUAGCAGUUCUAGACCAGCUCGUAAUGAUAUGGGAAUUAAGGAUAAUGUUAUGAAGAUGAAGUUAAAAAACAUAGCACACAAAGCAGUGGCAAAGAAAGUGGGCAAAAAGGGAUUGAAAGGAGAAGCCGAUCGAUUCAUCGGGACAAAGAUGCCGAAACAUUUGUUCGCUGGGAAACGAGGAGUCGGAAAAACGGACAGGAGAUAAAUAUAUAUUAUAUAUAUAUUUUUAUAUCAGAACUGCUCCACCGUAAAUACAUAUGUAUACGCGUUAUACUUA
Messenger RNA from Neodiprion fabricii, 2111 nucleotides. RefSeq names its product nucleolar GTP-binding protein 1 (gene Non1). The coding region runs from base 114 to 2039 and encodes 641 amino acids. The transcript is spliced from 9 exons. The record is from RefSeq and is a predicted model, not a curated record. Gene Ontology annotation, biological process: ribosomal large subunit biogenesis. Lineage: Eukaryota; Metazoa; Arthropoda; Insecta; Hymenoptera; Diprionidae. Gene Ontology annotation, cellular component: nucleolus. Gene Ontology annotation, molecular function: GTPase activity; GTP binding; RNA binding.